Aegilops tauschii subsp. strangulata is the source of this 1368-nucleotide messenger RNA. RefSeq lists its product as uncharacterized. Gene Ontology annotation, biological process: maturation of SSU-rRNA from tricistronic rRNA transcript (SSU-rRNA, 5.8S rRNA, LSU-rRNA). Gene Ontology annotation, cellular component: preribosome, small subunit precursor; nucleolus. Lineage: Eukaryota; Viridiplantae; Streptophyta; Magnoliopsida; Poales; Poaceae. The record is from RefSeq and is a predicted model, not a curated record.
ACGCUGGCGAGUUAAGACCGACCCGGCCCAACCCAACCGAGGAACCCCAGGGCCAUUCAGACGUCACCCCGCACGCCACGCACAAGCGACGACCCCUCCCUCCUCCGCCGCCGCCCUAGGGUUCCGGCGAUGGCGCACGGCGGCCAGCCCCGCCGCGCCCCGGCCGCACGCCGCCCCAAGCCUUCCGCGUCCGCGCCCGCGCCCGCCGCCGACCGGAAGCGGAAGCGCGGCGCCGUCUUCAAGACUGCCACGCUCAAGAAUCAGAUUCGCUCCACCGAGCGCCUCCUCCGCAAGGACCUUCCUCAUGACAUGAGGGUUGCUCAAGAGAAGAAAUUGGAAGAACUAAAGAGACAGCAAGAGAAACAGACUCAAGAGGCCAUGCAACGAACAAUACAGUUGAGGGAUAGAAAGAUAAAGUUUUUUGAGAGGCGAAAGAUUGAGAGGAUGAUAAGGCGUCUUGAUAAACAGCAACGUUUAAAUGCUGAUGAGGCCAGCAACAAGUUGGCAACAUUGCGAGAAGAUCUUGAAUAUGUUAGAUUUUUCCCAAAGAAAGAAAAAUAUUUCCCUUUAUUCACCGGGGGUAAUACACCAGAUGUUGUGGAGAAAAGGAAUACAUGGCGUAAACAGAUCAAGGAGAAUCUCAUCGCGGCUGCAGCAAAUGGAAAGGACUUAGAAGAGACAGCCAGUGACGAUGACACCUUGGAUGUGAGUGAAGAUGAUUUCUUUAUGUCUGGAAGUUCAAGUGAUGAAGAGGCAGAUGAUGAGCUUACCGAUAAAAGUACAAAAGAACCUGGUGCUUCAGCUAGGGCAGCGUCUGGUAUGUCGAGUGAUGAAAAGAACCAGCGGCAGAGAGAUGCUCGAGUGCUUAUGCCACCACCUCGCUCAUUACCACCUAAUAGAGCUAGAUCUGCGGAUAAACGUGCGGUGUCCAGCUCUAGCAAUGCUUCGACCAGCACAAGCGGUAACUCAUUCAAAAAUAGGAGAGCAUCCAAUCUUUCUGGAGAUCACAACAGCACUCUGAGUUCAAAUUCUGAUGCUCAUAAGCCACGCCGCAAAAGGAGACCGAAGAAAAAGAAGCAGGCAUGAAUGAAUAUUCCGAUCCUCCAGAAGAGCAGAAACCAAGAUCUGUUCCAUCCCAAAGCGCGGCUUCAUUCAUGGCUCGUCGAUUCGAAAAGGGAGAAAGAAACCCAGCAAAAGUGUGCCUGAGCAAGCAGUUGAUUUUGUACGCUCGCUCUCUCUGAUGUAAAAUGAACCCUCCCCUUCCUCCCGUCGCCCCGCCCCCGUUUGUCUUACAGAUACAGAACAACUUACCGUCGUAAACACCCGACAUUGCUCGUUCUUAUCCCUGAGUAUGUCUUCAACUCUUUA